Molecule: messenger RNA, 1074 nt
Organism: Perkinsus marinus ATCC 50983
Lineage: Eukaryota; Perkinsozoa; Perkinsida; Perkinsidae
Exons: 9
Coding region: 6-1034 (342 amino acids)
Biological process (GO): protein ubiquitination
Molecular function (GO): ubiquitin-protein transferase activity
Source: RefSeq, a predicted model, not a curated record
CUCCCAUGAUCGACCUAGAUCGUAUAACAUGGUUCCAGCAGUGGGAGUUCUGGCUUUUCUAUAGGUUAUUGAGACCCUCCGAAUUCUUCAAGUCCUGGCGUUGGUAUCAACUUAUAGUUCCAGACCAGCUAUGGAUGGUCAUAGGGCUAUACAGGCUCGUGAAGGGAUUCAUUCAUCCUCCGACUAGCAGUGCUGCUGCUUCUUGUGGUGGUGGCUCCUCAGUUGCCUCGUCUGCAUCACCCAUGACCAGAAUGCAAUGGGUAUGGGAGCUAUGCCGAAUAGACCCUGUAGUAUUCGUCGCAUGGGGCCUAACCUUCAUCGCAGAGCCGAGUACGGCGUUUUUAUUUGAACAGGAAGAUAAUAAUGAGGACGAGCAGCAUCAUCAUGAGGAAGAUGAAAUGCAGAUUGAUGUCUCAGCCGGUGAUGCCAGAAUAGCGGCCCAGGAGGAGGAUGAUGAUGACGAUGACACUCAUGGGAAUGUUGAUGAUCCCAGAGAUAGUGCUCCAUCUGUUGUAUCGUUGCCACGCAGCGCUGUGGCUCCAUGUCGGAAGUGUCAUAAGAAAAGAGAAGACCCAGGCUACGUCCUUCUUACAUGUGGGCAUUUCCCUUAUUGUCAAUCUUGUAUCUCGUCAUCAGUCAACCGCACUGGUGGUUUUGUCUGUACCCAGUGUGAGCAGUAUUGCCUCGCUCAAACCAACACCAACCCCGGCUCCUCCACAACAUCGACGUUAUUGUUAAAUAGUCUAUCUUGGAUAUCAAAAUUGUAUUCUACUGAAAGAAUCAAGACUGUCGUACCAUCGACACCAGCGAAGGAAAUCAUCAGAUUAGCAAGCCCAGAGUUAUGUGAGAACAGCAGCAAGAUGUGCCCAGUGUGUGAAGAGCGGCCCGGUAAUCUCAUACUCAUGCCAUGUGGACAUCUAGGCUUCUGUGGUGUAUGCGUUGCCGGAUUCAAACUCAGGUGUCCAUACUGUCGGCGGGGAAUAUCACGAAUCCUUCGGGGUUAUGAUGUCCGUGUGGACAGGACCACGCAUUAAUCAUCAAUGGUCUUAUAAUUUUCGACUAGUUGCAGUUCAC